UAGCUUUCUUCAAAUUGCACUUAUCAAAUUAAAAAUUCAUUCAUAAGCCCUGUCUUACUAAUAUUUUGUUUAAUGCUUGUGACAAUGACAUGACUCAAAUCUAACAAAAUUUCGUCUUCAACUCUUAGUUUCAUAUAGUCAUCUGUGUCUAAUUGAUUAAGAUUGAAAAACUGCCAUAUAUGACACUAGAUGCCAACGGAAGAACAAGGAGAUUCCGUGAAACAAAAACUAAAUCCGGGUGGGACAGAUUCAUUACCCUGAAAGAAUUCAAUCACCCUACUAAUGGAUACUUGGUCAACGACACUUCUGUGUUUGGAGCUGAAGUCUUUGUACACAAAGAGAGUGUUGCAGGCAAAGGGGAGUGUCUGUUGAUGACAGCCGGACCUGUCAGUUGUAACCAUACCUGGAAGAUAGAGAAGUUCUCUGAAUUGGCUAAUGAAUGCCAUUCCUCUGAAGUGUUCAUUGCUGGAUGUCAUAAAUGGAGAAUAUCUCUUUAUCCCAAUGGUAAUGGAGAAGCAAAAGGCAAAAGCCUUUCUUUGUUCUUGUUGUUGGAUGGUUGUUGUUCAUGUUGUAAUGGAUUUAAAAUUGGUUGCGAUUUCUUGUUCUGAAAUUCAUGAGCAUUUGAU
Molecule: messenger RNA, 626 nt
Organism: Macadamia integrifolia
Lineage: Eukaryota; Viridiplantae; Streptophyta; Magnoliopsida; Proteales; Proteaceae
Exons: 2
Coding region: 180-608 (142 amino acids)
Molecular function (GO): protein binding
Source: RefSeq, a predicted model, not a curated record